AUGACCAAUUUAGACACAGGAGAAGAUCCAAAAAUAACAGAGACAUUGAGAGGCAAAGUAAGAAAAAAGUUUAAAAAUACUAAGAUUAAUCAAGGCGAAAAAUCUUCAACUCAGCUGCUCAUUGAUACUAAGAUAUAUCAUUUAUCAUUGCCUACCCCACAGGCUGAAGUCUUGUUGGAUGAGGGUCUUUCAUUUUUCAUUCUGAGUGGUGAAGAAGGCUCCGCCUUGGACCAGUCUUCAGAGCAGUCAUCAGUAAAUGAUAGCGACUCCAGACUCUUUUCCCUUGGCUAUAAUUUGCAAAAUGUUACUGAGAGCCAAGACGAAGAUUUUGUGGAAGAAGUCAUGUUUACAGAUUUACUUGAAGUAAAAGCUGCUGAAUAUGAAGAUGAUCUGGAACGAAUGGAAAAACAGCAGGCAAUUAUUUUUGUGCCAAGUAGUUCUCCAGGUAAUGUUCUUUUCCAGUAA
This is a messenger RNA of Carlito syrichta (Philippine tarsier), 465 nucleotides long. RefSeq names its product protein CC2D2B homolog. The coding region runs from base 1 to 465 and encodes 154 amino acids. The transcript is spliced from 5 exons. NCBI's taxonomy places the organism in Eukaryota, Metazoa, Chordata, Mammalia, Primates, Tarsiidae. The record is from RefSeq and is a predicted model, not a curated record.